This is a messenger RNA of Achroia grisella, 1796 nucleotides long. It is a transcript of the gene T3dh, whose product is annotated as probable hydroxyacid-oxoacid transhydrogenase, mitochondrial. The transcript has 8 exons. Gene Ontology annotation, molecular function: metal ion binding; alcohol dehydrogenase (NAD+) activity. The record is from RefSeq and is a predicted model, not a curated record. NCBI's taxonomy places the organism in Eukaryota, Metazoa, Arthropoda, Insecta, Lepidoptera, Pyralidae. Gene Ontology annotation, cellular component: mitochondrion. The coding region runs from base 210 to 1598 and encodes 462 amino acids.
UCACAUUUAGGUAAAUUACGUUUUUAUCAUCUGUCACCCGUAACUUACUACAAUGUUCAAAGUAAAAAUAGACAUAUCAGUGCGUGAUAACAGCCGGUUGUUCAGGGUCGCCAAUCGUUCAAAGUACAAAAAUUAAUAAUAAACAAACAUCAAGCAACAGGCAAAAAAAUAAGUUUAUAUUUUAAUUUGUUGAGAUUGCGAUUGUGAACAUGAUUCCGCGUAAGAGGGUUCUGGAUUUGUUGAGGACUAUCAACUCGGCUAACUGCCAGUGUCCAGCACAUGGCCACAGAGGGAAUAUUCAGGUGUCCAAUGCUACACCAUUGAAAGAUUAUGCUUUUGAGAUAAAAUGUUCAACUGUGAGAUAUGGUUUGGGUGUGACCAGGGAGGUGGGUCUAGACCUUGUGAAUCUUGGAGCGAAGAAUGUCUGUGUUAUGACAGAUCCCAAUCUAGUGUCAUUGAACCCAGUGAAGGCUGUUCUGAACUCUCUCACUAAGAAUGGUAUAAACUAUAAGGUUUAUGAUAAAGUCAGAGUAGAACCAACAGAUUCAAGCUUUAAAGAUGCAACACAGUUUGUCAAAAAUGGCCAGUUCGACAGUUUUGUGGCUGUUGGUGGAGGCUCAGUUAUGGAUACUUGCAAGGCUGCUAAUUUAUACUCCAGUGAUCCAGACGCUGACUUCUUAGAUUAUGUUAAUGCACCUGUAGGUAAAGGAAAGCCCGUUGAAGUCACCUUGAAGCCAAUGAUUGCAAUUCCAACUACAAGUGGAACUGGAAGUGAAACGACCGGUGCGGCAAUAUUCGACUUUGAGGACAUUCAUACAAAGACUGGUAUCUCGCACGGAGCUUUGCGCCCUCUCCUAGCUAUUAUAGAUCCGCUUCACACCCUAAGUCUGCCAGAGAAGGUGUCAAAUUACGCGGGCUUUGACAUAUUUUGCCACGCUUUGGAGAGUUUCACUGCUAUCCCGUAUACGGAGAGGGGGCCAGCACCGGCGAAUCCAGCGUUGAGACCAGCGUAUCAAGGAAGCAAUCCAAUAUCGGAUGUAUGGGCGCGAUUUUGUUUACAGACACUUCAGAAGUACUUCACCCGCGCAGUAUAUAACGCUGAUGACAUCGAAGCACGGUCAUACAUGCAUUUAGCGGCCACCAUGGCCGGCGUGGGUAUUGGAAAUGCCGGCGUCCACUUGUGUCAUGGACUCGCUUAUCCCAUUGCUGGAAAUGUUAAAACCUUCGUGCCUCAGGACUAUGGUAAAGACCCGAUCAUACCGCACGGACUUUCAGUAGUAAUGACAGCGCCUGCUGUUUUUCGGUAUACUGCGUCCAGUGAUCUAGACAAGCAUUUAGAAGCAGCUAACCUAUUAGGUGCCGAUAUUACUGGCAAGAAAAAAGCAGACGCCGGCCAAAUAUUGUCCGAUACCAUAAUAAAAUAUAUGGACGCUAUGAAAAUUGAAAAUGGAUUAUCUAGCCUUGGAUACACUUCAGAUGAUAUUCCAAAAUUGGUCAAAGGCGCUCUUCCUCAGCAACGUUUAUUGAAAAUGUCGCCAUUGGAGCAAUCAGAGGAAGAUCUGUCUAAAAUGUUAGAAGGCUCUUUGACUAUCUUCUAAAUGGUUUCACAGCUUGGAAAUCAGUAGAAAUUCCAUUCAACUGAAUGAAUGAUUAAUUUUUUUAUGAACAAUCGAAUUUUAUUAUUAUGAUCUAUUUUUUGUACUAAGUUAAUAUUUGAACAUUUUAUACGUAAUGUAAGUAUAUGGAUAUCUUUAUAUUAACGUGCCAUAGUUAAUUACUAUUCAAUAAAAAAUAUA